Molecule: messenger RNA, 1404 nt
Organism: Vigna radiata var. radiata (mung bean)
Lineage: Eukaryota; Viridiplantae; Streptophyta; Magnoliopsida; Fabales; Fabaceae
Product: exonuclease DPD1, chloroplastic/mitochondrial
Exons: 4
Coding region: 265-1260 (331 amino acids)
Biological process (GO): DNA catabolic process
Cellular component (GO): cytoplasm
Molecular function (GO): nucleic acid binding; 3'-5'-DNA exonuclease activity
Source: RefSeq, a predicted model, not a curated record
AGAGGGGAGUUGAGUGCAGUUACAGGAAAACCAUAGGCGAUCCGUAACUUACGUUGUUGUUGAAGGGAGCACGUUCCCUCUCUCCUCUCUCUCUCUCUCUCUCUCUCUGUAUCUUUUUCUUUCUCACACUAUAACAUAACUACGUCCUCCAAAUUCUUUUCUUCUUCAAUUCAAGUCACACCCUUUUUCAGGUUGUAGCUUUUGACUCAUCGAAUGAAGAAUUCUUGAUCAAAUAACUGCUUUAGUUGUCAUAGUUGAAUUCAAAUGAAGACGGGCUCCAUGAUUUUUUCAUUAUUAAAUCUACCUAGAUGUAGAUUACAAAGAUUAGCUAAUUACUGGGGAGAAACCUUCCACAGUUUCAGUACGACUUGUGGAAACAAAUCUAGCAUCAGGCCGGUUGUUUAUAGAAUUCAUGGUCUUCAGGGAGGUCAGAGAAAGAAGUGGACAAGACCAAUAUCCACAAAUUCAGAAGGCAAGGGGAGCACCAAAUCAAAAAGUAUCAAGCAUGAAAUUUUGAGUGAAACCACUAUAGCAGGUGCUACAAUAGAUGUAAAUAAAACACAGCUUGAUCAGUUCCAGGAAAUUCAGUACCGUGACAUAAAACAAGAGAUUGCCCAGAAUAAAGACUUGUCUAGUUUAGUUACUGUUAUUGUUUUUGAUAUCGAAACCACAGGGCUCAGCAGAGAGAAUGAAAGGAUUAUUGAAAUUGCACUUCGAGAUCUUCAGGGUGGUGAGAACAGCACUUUUCAGACUCUAGUCAACCCUCAACGCGAAGUUCCUAAUUCACAUAUUCAUGGCAUUACUACUCAUAUGGUCAACAAACCUGAAGUUCCAAGGAUGGAAGAGCUCAUUCCUAUCUUGUUGAAAUAUGUUCGAAGUCGUGAGAAACCUGGGGGAUAUGUGUUAUUUGUUGCUCAUAAUGCUCGUUGUUUUGAUGUCCCUUUCAUCAUCAACGAAUUCCGACGUUGUUCUGCAAACAUUCCUUGCAAUUGGUUGUUCUCAGACACCCUGCCUUUAGGACGUGAACUAAUAAAAUCUGAAGGAACUAAACUUUCUUCAUCUUCCCUUCCUGCCCUUCGUGACUACUACGGAAUUAAAGGGGAUGGACCAGCUCACAGGGCUAUGGAAGAUGUGAACGCAUUGUGCUCGAUUCUUUCCAAAUUGACCCGUGAUCUGAAAUUGACCCUAUCUUCUCUUGUCGAAGAAGCAUUCAAAGAAUCAGAUAUCAUCAACUCCAAGAAGAAGAAAAAAUCAGACUAGUUUUCUGUCUGUAUUUUGCAUUGGUGUUGUGACAAUAAUUAUUUAUGACAAAAAAUUGGACUCUAGAUUUGUACUAAAAGGAAAAAGGAAAUUUGUAAUUGUUGACUAUCAAUGGAAUCUCACCAAUUGGUACCGAGUUUUGAA